AUCCAAAUCCCUAGAAAUUGUAAAUGGCUGAGAACAACAACAACAACGGCGACAACAUGAACAACGACAACCACCAGCAACCACCGUCGUACUCGCAGCUGCCGCCGAUGGCAUCAUCCAACCCUCAGUUACGUAAUUACUGGAUUGAGCAGAUGGAAACCGUCUCGGAUUUCAAAAACCGUCAGCUUCCAUUGGCUCGAAUUAAGAAGAUCAUGAAGGCUGAUCCAGAUGUGCACAUGGUCUCCGCAGAGGCUCCGAUCAUCUUCGCAAAGGCUUGCGAAAUGUUCAUCGUUGAUCUCACGAUGCGGUCGUGGCUCAAAGCCGAGGAGAACAAACGCCACACGCUUCAGAAAUCGGAUAUCUCCAACGCAGUGGCUAGCUCUUUCACCUACGAUUUCCUUCUUGAUGUUGUCCCUAAGGACGAGUCUAUCGCCACCGCUGAUCCUGGCUUUGUGGCUAUGCCACAUCCUGACGGUGGAGGAGUACCGCAAUAUUAUUAUCCACCGGGAGUGGUGAUGGGAACUCCUAUGGUUGGUAGUGGAAUGUACGCGCCAUCGCAGGCGUGGCCAGCAGCGGCUGGUGACGGGGAGGAUGAUGCUGAGGAUAAUGGAGGAAACGGCGGCGGAAAUUGAAGUGUAGAUUUAGGGUUUGUAACCGCCUAUGUGGGAAAUUUGAAAUUUGGUGGUGUUUAUUAGGGUUCUUCAAUUCGUCGGAUUUGCUUUCAUGUAAACAAUGUGUGGAAGGCAAAUUGUUUUUUUUAGUAGACUUGUAAGCGCUUUUCUGAGAAUUUGAUUGUCUUUUGGAGUUAGUCUCUUACAUAAUAUCUUGUUCUAAAAUCCUCCGCCUAACACCGGUUACUCUCCGUUUAAUCGCUAAGUCCAUCAUAUCCGGUUACUCUCCGCUUAAUCGUUAAG
Messenger RNA from Arabidopsis thaliana (thale cress), 914 nucleotides. It is a transcript of the gene NF-YC6, whose product is annotated as nuclear factor Y, subunit C6. NCBI's taxonomy places the organism in Eukaryota, Viridiplantae, Streptophyta, Magnoliopsida, Brassicales, Brassicaceae. The record is from RefSeq and is marked reviewed. Bases 24 to 632 code for a protein of 202 amino acids. Gene Ontology annotation, cellular component: nucleus. Gene Ontology annotation, molecular function: DNA binding; protein heterodimerization activity. The transcript has a single exon.